This is a messenger RNA of Arachis ipaensis, 1275 nucleotides long. RefSeq names its product Mitochondrial substrate carrier family protein. The record is from RefSeq and is a predicted model, not a curated record. Gene Ontology annotation, biological process: transmembrane transport. Lineage: Eukaryota; Viridiplantae; Streptophyta; Magnoliopsida; Fabales; Fabaceae.
GUCUUCGGAGACAUGUACAGCAUGAUGCUGUUUCCGCUGCCCCUCCCCAAAGAUGUGUCGAUCAUUAUGGAAUCCGAUAAAGACUCCGCCUUUCAACUACCUAACCUUGCACACGCCUUCCGAGAAUUUCUGGGAACUAGGGAGGUUGGCGAGUUUGUUAGCGGGGCGCUUGCCGGAGCCAUGACUAAAGCUGUACUUGCCCCUCUUGAGACCAUCAGGACAAGAAUGGUGGUUGGUGUUGGCUCCAAAAAUAUUGCUGGUAGCUUUGUUCAAGUUAUAGAGGAGCAGGGUUGGCAAGGAUUGUGGGCUGGAAACACAAUCAAUAUGCUUCGUAUAAUUCCUACACAGGCUAUUGAGCUUGGCACCUUUGAGUGUGUAAAACGGGCAAUGACAUCUCUCCAAGACAAAUGGAAACUGGAAGAAUGCCCCAAGAUGCAGAUAGGUUCCAUCAACUUGAACUUGUCUUUGUCCUGGAUUUCACCUGUUGCUGUGGCCGGGGCAGCUGCAGGAAUUGCCAGCACACUCUGUUGUCACCCUCUUGAGGUUAUCAAGGAUCGGUUGACUGUAAGUCCUGAAGUCUACCCUAAUCUGAGCAUUGCAGUUAGGAAUAUUUAUAGAGAUGGUGGUAUUGGUGGUUUUUAUGCUGGUAUAUCACCUACUCUGGUUGGCAUGCUUCCGUACAGCACAUGCUAUUACUUCAUGUAUGAUACAAUAAAAAAGUCUUACUGCGAGACGAAAAAUAAGAAGUCUUUAAAUCGUCCAGAGAUGCUUGUAAUUGGGGCUCUAGCGGGUUUUACAGCCAGCACAAUUAGCUUCCCUUUGGAGGUGGCGAGGAAGCGGUUGAUGGUGGGAGCUUUGCAAGGUAGGUGCCCGCCAAACAUGGCAGCUGCACUUUCAGAAGUGAUUCGAGAAGAAGGCUUGAAGGGACUCUACAGAGGUUGGGCUGCGAGCUGUUUGAAGGUCAUGCCGUCCUCUGGCAUCACCUGGAUGUUCUAUGAGGCAUGGAAGGACAUACUGGUUGUCCAAAAGUGUCAUUCAUUAUAGCCUAUCAAAAGCUACCAUGGGUUUGUUAACUGCACAGAUUAUGCAAGUUAAUCAUGGCGAACCCUUUUUGUUUUUGAAUUUGAGAAUUGGUGAUUUAAAUACCAUAAGAAAGAGGGAUUGCAUAACCAUUUGGCCUCAGCAGCCAGUUGGUUAGCUUGUAGGGAUUGUUCACUCCUGCUAACCAGUCAGCCUGACUCUUUCAUUUAUUUAUUUUUUAGAUUUUAAUAUUGA